UUUAUAGGUAAGACCCGUUAAAGUCAGUAAUAUCUCACUAGCUACCUCUGAGAAGGAUAUUAAGGAAUUCUUCUCUUUUUCUGGUGAUAUACAGUAUGUUGAAAUGCAAAGGGAAACUGAAACAUCUCAGCUUGCAUACGUUACCUUCAAGGAAUCACAGGGAGCAGAUACAGCUAUGCUUUUGACAGGAUCCACAAUUGCUGAUCUUUCAGUCUCUAUUACACGGGUUGAGAAUUACCAGCUGCCUCCUGAUGCUCCUCCCCUAACCCCUACUGCUACCAGAUCCUCUUUUUUGCUGGUGGCUGAUGGUUGUUGCUUGUUGGUCUGCUGCAGCUGCUGGUUUGCUGCUGCUGCGACCCUCGUGGCUGGGUUGCUGCUGCUGCAAUGUUGCUAUGAGGCGGCUGCUACUAGAUGUUGGUCUGCUGGAUAAGUUUGUGGGUGAUUUUCAUGUCGUUUUGCCUGUCUUUGUUAGUUUCAUGUUUUCAUUUUGUUAUCUGUUGUUUCUAAUGUGGGUUUACAAUUUGGAUGUAUUUGGGUAUUUUAGUGACUUUAUCCUUUUAGGUUUUAUACAUUGCUUCUAAAAGCAGUAUUAGUAGUGUUUUUUUUUUUGCUUGCACAUCAACUUUAGGUGAUUUCAUAUCAAUGUUAUUAGUUUGUAAUAGUGAUGCCUGAGGGAUGCCUCUU
This is a messenger RNA of Camellia sinensis, 684 nucleotides long. NCBI's taxonomy places the organism in Eukaryota, Viridiplantae, Streptophyta, Magnoliopsida, Ericales, Theaceae. The record is from RefSeq and is a predicted model, not a curated record.